Schistocerca cancellata (South American locust) is the source of this 456-nucleotide messenger RNA. RefSeq names its product outer dense fiber protein 3-like protein 2. The transcript has 2 exons. Bases 1 to 456 code for a protein of 151 amino acids. NCBI's taxonomy places the organism in Eukaryota, Metazoa, Arthropoda, Insecta, Orthoptera, Acrididae. The record is from RefSeq and is a predicted model, not a curated record.
AUGGAAAUAACUAUUAGUUUAUUUGCAGGCCCCGGGCCGGCGGCGGUGAGGCUGCCGUCGACUGUGGGCUACGAGGGCCAUGACCCCACCAAGUACCGCGCGCCCAACUACACGAUGCGACCCAAGCCGCCCUUGGUGGAUCGGCGAGUGAGGCCCGCGCCCAACCGCUACACCAUCGAGAAGUACUACACGCGCUUCGGCAAGGAUGGCACGCCCCAGUACACGGCCCGCUGGCCGCUCGAGCCGCUCUCGAUGCCGAAGAGCCCGGGCCCAAUGGCGUACCGCGUGGAGGACGUCCCAGUGCUGAAGACAAACCGCGCGCCGCACUACAGCCUCAACGACCGUCACAAGGAGCGCAGCUUGACGCGGCCGCCGGCGCCCAAUGCCUACACACUGCCGGUAGUCAUCGGCGAGAAUGUCAUCUACAAGCCCAACGCCCCCUCCUAUUCCCUGUGA